AUGGCCGUCUUUCAAGUCUGGCAGCAUGUGCCGGGCAAAGCACUACUGGCUCUGAUCAACCUUGUGUCCGCCGUGGCGUUGAUUUUUGAAGGAUACAACCAAGGUGUCUAUGGCACCGCCAGCUCUACGCCUGGCUUCAUCAGGAUGGCGGGCAUCGGCCACGGCCAUGACGUCACAAAUACCACCAAGCAAGGCGGUCUUGCAGCUUCGUAUUACUUUGGCGGCAUGUGGGGAUGCUUCGCCGGAGGCUGGGCCGGCGACAGGUUUGGGCGCAAAAAGGCCGUCUUGGUGGGCACUUGGUUGGCCAUGGUCGGAGCUGCUCUGCAGGCCGGUAGCCAAAAUGCCAACAUGUUUAUCUGUGGCCGCGUUGUGGCUGGCCUGGGCAUCGGCUUUGUUAACACGGUUGUCUUGCCCUGGGUCAGCGAGCUGUGCGAAUCCCAUGAUCGAGGGUCGAGCUUUUCCAUUGUCUUCAUGGCCAAUUUUCUAGGAAUUGCGAUAGCGUCGUGGAUCAACUUUGGCGUGCAAAACAGCACCUCAGACUUCCAGUGGAGGUUCCCCUUCGCAUGGAUGAUGAUACCGCUUGUCCUAGUCAAUAUGGUGCUUCCAUUCCUACCAGAGUCACCUCGAUGGCUCGUUGCAAAUGAUAAAUCAGCAGAGGCGAUUGACAUCCUCUGCAAGCUUCGCGGGGAUCUAUCACCUGACGACGAGAGGAUAUCUGCUGAGAUUAAAGGGCUUGAUGCCAUUGUCAAGUUGAGCCACCAUCCACGCAACAAUAUGCUUAAUAUUUUCCUUGGCGGCCGCCACUCAGGCAAACUGCACCUGGGUCGACGAGCGGUGCUGGGCUUUGCGCUGCAGUGGAUUCAGCAGUGGACGGGCAUCUUGGCCGUCGUCUCGUGGGCUAGUGUCAUCUUUAAGCUGUCUGGGUUUGACUCAUACAAGUCGCUGUGGCUGGCGGCCCUGGUCAACACGCUCGGUGUUCCUGCGACGGCUGCAGCAGCCUUAGUUAUCGACCGCAUCGGGCGAGUCAAGUCACUCUUGGUAUCAUUCGUGAUCCAGGGCGUUGCCUUAUUUCUUCUGGCUGGCCUUCUAAAGACCUCAGAGGAUAGAGCGCCCAUAGAUCCAGAUUUGGCCGUACGCCUUGGUACAGCUGGUUCAUGCUUUGUUUUUGUUUAUCUCUGGUUCUUCUGCAUGUUCAACAUCGUGCCGUCGUGGAUCUACGGCACAGAAAUUUGGCCGCAAGAGAUCCGCGCCCAGGGGUACGCCUUUACUAUUUUUGGAUGGGCAACAGGGUGUGGUAUGACCCAGUUUGUCAUCCCCAUCCUGCUUGAUCAUCUUGGCUGGGCAACUUUCAUCUUCUUUGGUGCCAUGAACGUUGUAGUCUUCCCUAUUGUCUGGCUUACGUAUCCAGAGGUCGCUGGCAGGUCGCUGGAGGAUGUGUCGCUUCUCUUCACCAGUGACAGCAUUCUAGAGCGUGAGAAUAUGAAGGAAUAUCACAAUCUUAAAGCAGAAGCUGGAGAGAAUGUCCAUCUGGCAGUGCGCAAUCUUCUCGCCCAAGUCGAAGCUGAUGUAGGCGUACAUACUUCUGAAGCUGGCAGUGCUCGAAGGUUAGAGGACGGGGAAGAGACCAGGGGCAAGGAGCAGUCUAAAGAGGUAUAA
This is a messenger RNA of [Torrubiella] hemipterigena, 1656 nucleotides long. The record is from the annotation of a GenBank genome assembly. Lineage: Eukaryota; Fungi; Ascomycota; Sordariomycetes; Hypocreales; Clavicipitaceae.